Molecule: messenger RNA, 1493 nt
Organism: Salarias fasciatus (jewelled blenny)
Lineage: Eukaryota; Metazoa; Chordata; Actinopteri; Blenniiformes; Blenniidae
Gene: atpaf1
Product: ATP synthase mitochondrial F1 complex assembly factor 1
Exons: 9
Coding region: 1-930 (309 amino acids)
Biological process (GO): mitochondrial proton-transporting ATP synthase complex assembly
Cellular component (GO): mitochondrion
Source: RefSeq, a predicted model, not a curated record
AUGUGGGACGGGAACGAUGGAAAGAUGGCUGCGGCUAUGGUACAAAUGUCAUGUUUGUACCGAGGGAUGUUAGCGGUCAGGGCCACCGGCAUCAGGACACUGAUCCCCGGGCUGGUGCCGAUGCAGUUCCGAGCCUUCUCCGUGCGGAAGGAGCCGGAAUUGGAGGAGAACCCGUUCUACAACAAAUACCAGGACAAGAUCCAGAAGCUGCGCAGUGCCAAACCGCAGGAGUACAAGGCUCGGCUGGAGACGCGUCAUGAGGGCAAGAAGGAACUGCUCGGACACUCUAAGCAGGCCGAGUUCGUCCGGCUCAUGGAGGAAGAGUUUGAGAAAAGGGACAUGAUGGCAGCAGGAGAUGGAGCUUCAGGAGGUUUCACUAAGAACAAGACGCUGGGCUCCAUCCUGAACUUGGAGAUGAUCCAAGAGAAGUCGGGGGAGGAAAUUUCAGAGCUUUGGAUGAAAUAUUUCUCAACCAAGGACACAAUCAGCGCCGUCAUCCCGACACAGAUCUAUGAGCUGAUCAUCAACAGAUCCCAGUCCUGCCCAAUGUUUCUCUACGCGUUGCCUCAGAAGGAGGGGUACGAGUUCUUCGUGGGUCAGUGGAGCGGAAACGAGUUGCACUUCACCUCCCUCAUCAACGUGCAGACUUUGGGUGAGAACGCUCCCAGCCAGCUGAUCCUCUACCAUUACCCCGAGCUGCGGCAGGAGAAGGGCAUCGUGCUCAUGACGGCCGAGAAGGACCCGAAGUUCAUCACCGUCCACCAGGCCCAGUGCUUGGCCAAUCAGGUGCAGCUGUUCUACGGCACGCAGCGGCAGGAGACGUACCGGCUGGUGGAGACGUUCAACCACCACCCGGCGGACUUCAAGCACAUGUCGGUGAUCGCGGAGCUGGAGCAGAGCGGGCUGAGCUCGGCUGGCGGCGCCCCCUGAGGACGGCGGGCAGGAAGUGCCGUCAGGUCGCCGUUUCCCCCACCGGGACGGACGAGCGCUUCAUUCUGGGUUCAGUGUUUGACUGGAGGACAAACUGCUUCUUUGAACUGAAAAGAUCCUUCAUAAGGAGAUCGACGUCCCGAUCCCUUCGGGUGUGAAUAAAUGUCUCUGUACUCGGUUGUGCACAUCAGACUGAACCACAUGGAUUUAAAUUCAUCCCCACAAAAUGCACACAGCAGUAAAUACACCGUCUUCAACACCUCAUAGCUUUAAAUCAGUCAAGUUUAAUGCUUCUGAAAUUGCAAGAUAAUUUCAGACAGGUUUUGUCUGAAAUCUUUUGGAAGCAGGUUCGCAGCACAGUGGCAAAGAGUCAUACAUCAAUUAAAUGGAGAAUUAUUUAGCAUAAUGUAGAUGUAGUGGUUUCAAGCCUUUCUGUCUCUUAAAGCUCGGGUCGACGAUCUUGGAAAACUAGCAUGCAGCACGAAUGUAGCAUCUCCCCAAGGCUCCGCCCAGCUCCCGCCCCGUUGGAGGAGCUCCCGUUGGGAGUGAACGCACUGGACGCG